Molecule: messenger RNA, 9191 nt
Organism: Leptidea sinapis
Lineage: Eukaryota; Metazoa; Arthropoda; Insecta; Lepidoptera; Pieridae
Gene: aux
Product: cyclin-G-associated kinase
Exons: 20
Coding region: 551-4057 (1168 amino acids)
Biological process (GO): protein phosphorylation; regulation of clathrin-dependent endocytosis; positive regulation of Notch signaling pathway
Cellular component (GO): cytoplasm
Molecular function (GO): protein serine/threonine kinase activity; AP-2 adaptor complex binding; ATP binding
Source: RefSeq, a predicted model, not a curated record
UAUUGUUAAAUAAAGCAACAUUCCAAAUAAAGAAACAUUUCACAGGAAAACACUGAUUCUUACGAACUACUGUGUGAGUCUCGCCGUAAUGAGGAGAGUGUUUGUCUAUUACGCUAGUAUACUAAGUUUAUGGCUUAUUCAUCCAUGGCUUUUAAGAUAGAUGAAAAUAAUGUAAAUACAAAAUAAUAAAUCAAUAUUAUGGCUGCGGUGAUCACAUAACACUUAACGACGCAUACCUAUGUUCGCGUAGACUGAUUAUCAGUCGAACAUACGGUUCGUUUGUCCUCCUUUUGCAUAAAAAAUGUAAUGCAAUGUCUUUAUGACGUUUAACGUCAGCAGCUAAUGUCAGGCUUUUGCUUUUGUAAUUCCUUCAAAAUUCAGAUUUCAGCCCUCAAAGUUAAAACUUGUCGCAGUAUUUCAUUCGCCUACAAUUUUUGGUGUAUAAUUUUUUGUUAAAUAAUGCAUAAAUUAAUGUAUAAAUGCUGAACUAUUUAAACAAUUAAAGCAUUGUUUUCAUUUAUGUUUAAUUUUUUAUGUUAUUUAAGAGAAAAUGAGUGUAUUUAAAUCUGCAAUGGGAUACUUCAGCUCUAGUGGUGCCAACGGGGGCAGUGAUAAUGAUUUCGUUGGCCAAUUUGUCGAAAUUGGAAAUAUGAAAUUAAGAGUAAAAAAAGUAAUAGCCGAAGGUGGUUUUGCAUUUGUAUUUGUUGCUCAAGAUAUUGCUUCUGGUACAGAAUAUGCCUUAAAAAGGCUAAUGGCAGCUGAUGAACAAGCAAACAAAAACAUUAUACAGGAAAUUAGCAUACUAAAGAAAUUAUCAGGGCACCCUAAUGUAAUUAAAUAUAUAGCCGCUUCUUUUAUUGAUAAAACGAAGACAUCCCAUGGAAUGAGUGAAUAUUUAUUAUUGACUGAUUUAUGUAGUGGUGGAAGUUUAAUGGAGGCUUUGCAGCAUAAGGGUCAAGCAUUCCCGCUGCCAACAAUUGUGAGAGUUUUCUACCAAACUUGCAAAGCAGUACAGCAUAUGCAUGCACAGGUUCCACCGAUUGCCCAUCGUGAUCUUAAAUUAGAAAACUUCCUUAUUUCUAAUGAAGGUACAAUAAAAUUAUGUGAUUUUGGCUCAGCAACAACAGAAGUCUACACACCAAAUCCCUCUUGGAGUGCAAACCAAAGAAACAUGUUGGAAGAAAAUCUAGCACAGUUUACAACUCCAAUGUACAGAGCUCCGGAAAUGCUUGACACAUGGGAUAACCGUAAAAUAGACCAUGCGGUUGAUAUUUGGGCUCUAGGGUGCAUCCUUUACACCCUUUGCUACAUGCAACAUCCAUUUGAAGACUCGGCAAAAUUAGCCAUCCUUAAUGGAAACUACUCGCUCAAUCCCAACGAUCAAAGAUACAAAUGUUUUCAUGAAAUAAUAAAUGGGUGUCUGUGUGUGAACCCCGACGAGCGGCUGACCAUCAGCGGCGUGCUGGAGCGACUGGCGGCCGUGGCGGAGACCAAUAGCGUCAAUCUCAAGCAACCACUCAAAUUUGAGCGUAAAAAAGUUGAACAAUCCGUGGCCACUAGCUCGCCAGCUGUAAAGGACAGCGGUCCAAUCAUUCAAGACGUAUCGAGUCCUCGGCCUCCGGAGCCCAGUCGGCCCCCUCCCCCCGCGCGGCCACCCGCUGCGCCACAUUACGCCACGCAUGCCCCGCCCACUACUGGCGGCUUAUUCUCAUCAAUCAAAGAUGGCGCUGGAAGCUUCUUGAAGAAUCUGAAGGAUACUUCGUCGAAAGUUAUGCAAACAGUGCAACAAUCAAUAGCCCGAGCGGAUCUAGACAUCAGCUACAUUACAAGCCGUGUCAUUGUGAUGUCGUAUCCGUCCGAUCUGCUUGAGAGCGCUUACAAGACUAAUCACAUCGACGACGUCCGGUUGUACCUAGAGAGCCACAUACCCGGCGGCAAGUACUGCGUGUACACGGCGCACGAGGCCAAGGCGCGGUUCCCGCGGCGGCAGCUUGUCACCGACACGUCGCUGUGGCCCUCGGACGAUCACCGCGCGCCGCUGCUGCCGCCCUACUACUCGCUGCUGCAGCACAUGUACCAGUACCUGUGCGGGGACGACAAGAGCGUGCUCGUCAUUGCCUGCCCGGAUGGUAAGUCCCGGUCAGCGAUGCUCCUGUGCGGACUGCUUCUUUACGCGAAACUGGUGACGGUUCCCGAAGACGCUCUACAAAUAUUCGCCGUGAAACGCAUGCCCAUCAACAUGUCGCCCAGCCAACUCAGAUAUCUGUAUUAUCUGCACAAUAUUGUCAGACCAGAUCCCAUUCUGCCACACUUCAGGCCGGUUUCACUGGUGUCAAUCACUAUACAACCCGUACCAUUAUUUACUAAAGCGAGGGAUGGAUGUAGGCCAUACCUCGAGGUGUACAACGAAGACAGGCUCAUAUCGCCGCCAUUACGUAGCUACGAGAGCUUACAUCUGUACAACAUGGCCGAAGGCAAGGUGACGUUACCACUGGACUGCACAGUGACUGGAGACGUCGUAGUGUGCGUGCACCACGCUCGCCAGCAGCUAGGCCGGCUGCAGCGGGUGCCCAUGCUCUCCGUCUCCUUCCACUGCGGCUUCCUCAGCUACGACCAGCACGCCAUCAAGUUCACCAGGUCAGAAAUAGACGGUAUCGACGAGAUAUCACCAGUGAACGACCACUUCUCGUCCAACGUGUCGGUAAUCAUCAGCCUGGUGGUGCAAAACGGGGAGCGGCGCAAGCCUCGCUCCGACAUCUGGGAGGAGGAUCACUCGUUCCCGGUGCGGUCACCUGACCUGCUCUUCUCUAGCACUCUAGAGCGAGACGAGACCAUCGAUAAUUUCGCCAAUCUUCGAAGGAAUCCAACUUUGGCCCCACCAACACUAACGGCAGAUUAUCCCCGCGAAUCACCGAAACGGCCCGACAGACCCUCUCGACCUGCACCGCCUACUCCUCAGAAAGCAGUCCCCAAAGAUCCCCAACCCACCGACUCUGCUGACUUACUGAACAUCAGCUCUAAGAAGCUCGAGGAACAGGAGUCUAAGAGAGAUAAACUGAAGAGCGAGGACUCUUUCGAUUUCUUCGGCUUGAUGGAGAAGACUGAUGAUAACUUUGGUGAAUUUCUCGUUGGAAAGGUUGAGGAUAACGCACAGCCGUUCACUGAGAACAUAUUCAGCGAGUUACCAGCGCCACCGACCAACAUAUCUCAGUCGAACGUGAACUCAAGUGAUCCCCUUAAUUUCGACCCGUUCGGACUCAACGAGCCACUGCCCAAACAGGAGCCUUUGCUAGCUCCGCACCCUGUUAAAGAUGAAGCGCGUUCUCAAAGUGUACCUCUUGAGAAGGCUGAUAGAGAUCCAUUUGCUGACUUGGGCUCGUUGGGAGCUGGUCUAAAUACCAACGGCCAGAGCACUGCGCCAAGUCAGAACGCGACAUUCUCCAAUAUGGGUGCAAAUAUUGGCCCUGCGUUCGGGAACGUUGGAGCGUUUGGCGCCAAUGUAGGUGUUAGUCCAUUGAGCACGCCGAGAGCUUCCCCGGCUCACACGCCGUCGCAUCGAGCGCAGACGCCGCAGAAUCCUGACUACAGCCGCAGUCACUUCGACGCAACGAAAAAUCAACCGGAAGAAAAAACGAAAAACCCCAUGGAUGUGUUCGGUGACUUGCUGGGCAGCCAGGGUUACGAAUUCGCGAAGCGGGACACCGGCCCCAAGACCAUGAACGCCAUGAGGAAAGAGGAGAUGGUGCGGGAGAUGGACCCUGAGAAGCUGAAGAUACACGAAUGGACGGAAGGCAAGAAGGCGAACAUCCGCGCUCUGCUGUGUUCGUUGCACAACGUGGUGUGGCCCGACUGCCGGUGGUCUCGCUGCGAUAUGUCCCAGCUGGUGUCUCCGGCCGACGUUAAGAGAAACUACAGGAAGGCCUGUCUCGCCGUGCACCCCGACAAGCAAAUGGGAACCCCAAACGAGAACAUAGCUAAGAUGAUAUUCAUGGAGCUGAACAACGCUUGGAGCGAGUUCGAGAACGACGCCAAACAACAGAACCUGUUCCAGUCAUAAAUUAUUCGAUAUCACUCAUUAGACAUUAUUAAGGGCACGCGUAGAUUGGACCGCGCCGCAAACCUGCGUACACGCGACGUUCACAACCAUUGACGUACCAUAAGCAACUAGACUCGCAAUCGCCUAUUAAAAAGUCGUCAAAAAUAUCCGAGCGGCGUUGUAUAUACAUUAACUUAUACAGAAAACAUUCAUUCAAAUUAACACUUUAUGUCGUGGCAGUAAUGUUCAAAGUACGCUACGCUGCGUCUAUGCUCAUUGAUUAUGGUGCGAAAUAAAAGACGAAUGUCUCUUUCGCACAUUUCGUCGGCGAUGAAUUUUGUUUUAGCAAUUUAAAUGUAAUUAUUGAGCAAAAAAUUUAAAACGUCAAGUUACUUACAUAAUAUGCUGUUAUUUGGACAGUUUUUCACUGAACACUUUGUUAUUGCGUGGCGUUUUAAUCAAAGCGCAGUAAAAACACAACUGAACGAAAACUCUGCCUAAUAGACGCGCAGGCAGGGUUUUGCUUUGCAUAAUUUUUUAACGUGAUUGUGAUUCUAGUUGUUAUUGUCACAGCUCACCAUCACACCACCGCCGCACCGCAGUUUCGUUUCAGUGUUGUGUUCUGUCCAUUACAGUCCUCUAUCAAAUAACCGUAUGCGUUCGCUUAUAUUUGAUUUCAUUUUCCUAUUAUUGUGUGCAAAGUUCGAUUUUGCCCUUGCAUUUGCGUUCGCAAAGUACCACUUUCCCAACGAGCGUGCGGGAGUGUAGCUGAGCGUUCGGUAAUUAUAGAGAUCGGACUUUGCGCAACUUAAUACGAUACUCGUGCGAAAAUCUUGAAGAAUUUCGGCUACGAGACGUUGAUAUAUUAAUUUGAGGAGACAUCGGUUACGUCGCUUAAUUUUAGAAAGUUUUAUGAAUUUUCAGAAAGUUUUAAAAACAAACGUAGAACAUUAAAAGCUUAGUUCGAGGUCUGCGAGAUUAUGGAACAUUCUCUGGAAUCUCUUUUUUUCUGGUAAUAUUGACAUUCGUAUUAAUUUCUUUUUUAUCAUUCACCUUGGCUUAUGUUAUUAAUUAAAGGGAUAUUUUAUCUUGUAGUCUAAAUUUGACUAGCGAUUUGCGUAGUGCGCUGUGAGUAGGGUCGUGUCGGUAAGCUACGCCUUAAGUCGUUUUGUUACGGCCCAUCAUCAUUGUUGUAUGGGGCCGGUUAACAUCGGCUCAUAUGCGGUAUGAGCUCGUAAAAGUAUUACACCAAAUAUGUAUAUAUUUUUUGUGGUAAUCUACCGUCUGCAAAAACUAGCUAUAUCGAAAGACAGUGACAGAAUUCUAAAAUCUAUGACAGAUUAUAUAUCCCUCUGGAUUAUUACAUUACAUUACAUUACAAAUGUUGUCUAAUUGAAUGUAACUAAUUGGCUUUGAUGCACACAAAAAGCUGUUUGUUAGAUUUGAUAUUUAAGAUAUAUUAUGUACCUUGUAGUAAUGGAGGACAAAAAUAAAACAUUAUUUUUAUUCGGUCUGUAUAAUGUCUCGAUUUACGUAAAUAUAAGUAUGUAUAGAUUUUGUCGAAUGCAAAACAAUGUUUGUAACGGUAGUGCCUUCAUCUCAAUAUCAGUAUUUUUAGAGUACAUAACAGCUCGAUUUGGCCAGUAACACAUGAUGCUUCUUUCGGAAAUUAGAUGUCACAUUCCUAUUAGGUAUAUAAUAUAUCAGUUUCGAUAUGUGAAUUAGUAUACUUAGGCUGGGUCGCAUCAUAUAAGCUGUUAUAGUUAAGGUUUAGUCAAAUUUAACGUUAACAGUAACACUGACUUUAACAUAGAGUGUUGCACCGCAUUCCUUGGCAUAGUUAAAGUUCAAAAGUGAAAUAUCAAGUCAAUAUCGAAUUUUAAUUUGAAACUUGGCGGAUAUUUAACGGUUAGAGCGCUUUCGCACUACAUCCGAUCCGUACCCUUGAAAACACGGUCCGAAGUAGUCGUAGAAAUAGUUUACACACUAGAUCCGGCUUCCCUCAUCCGAUUGCUUUCCGUCAACUGUUAGAAAUAGUUGUAGGGCUACACUGGACCGGAUCUGAUCGGAUCGGAGUAGUGCGAAAGCGCUCUUACGGUUUACGGGUAAAGUUAUGACGUCAUCUAAAAAUUGUCAAAUGGUGCAACAUAAUUUUUGCAACAUGUUUAUUAUUGCUAGAUUUAGUUGAUGCAACGCAGUCUCAACUUCGCUUUACGAACAGUACAAGAUUGGCUAGUCAAAAUUAUAAACUGACGUAACAUUAAAAUUCUGUGACGUCUUGCCAAAAUUCGAAGCUUGUGUAAUUUACGUUAAAAAUUACUACUUACUCUACUUACAAAGCAUUGCAUUUCUCUUUAGAGUGCUUAAAUCGUAUCUGUAAUCGUGUAUAAAUUUUCGUGGAUUUUACUACCGCUUAUUAAAAUAUUGCGAGGUAGUCAUCGCCAAAUAUUUUCUAAGCGUAUGUUUCGGAAAUAUUGGCAGCUUGUAUAGUUAUUGUAUGUAAAAUAUAUUCGUUUUUUUAUCUUACUAUUCGAUGUAUAGCCCUGCAAAUCAUCUAUGUCACAGAUAAAGUACUAAUAUAGUAGUAAUUAGCUCUAUUUCAUUGUUCAACACACGUGAUACAAAUUCAAGGAAAAAAAUUUGUCAUCACACAAAAUACGAAUAAUUAUAUAUUAUAUUAAUAGUGUAUUCAGCAUUUUUUACAUUAUAAAAACAUUCAUGAGAUUUUCGGUUACCGUUUGUAUAAAUAUAUUUAAGAAUGCAAAGUUUAAAUUUAAAAUAUGUUUAAGAUUGAGGGUAUGAUAAGUGGUAUUUACGUUGGAUCUUGAUCAAAAUAGGUUACGGGAAAGUAAGAUUCUACCAUGUUGUACACAACAUAACAUAAAGAUGAAAUAUUAGACGAAGUCUGAAUUAGUACUUACAUUAUUAAUGCUUAAGUAUUGCAAAUAAAGUCCCUUAUGUUAUGAAGAUAUGCUAUUCAAGCUCCGUCUCGAAGUUAUUUUAAUCUACAAUUUACGACGACGCUACUGUGUGUGUAAGAGACGGGGCUUCGGCAGCGGGAGAUUACAUAUUUAGUUGUAUGUGUAUAUGUAGUACCUACAUGGCAUCAUGUUUUAGAUAUUUAAAUAGCUUUGGAGUAUUUAACUGCCCUACGUUCUGUGAAAAGUAUUAGAGCACGUUUGGUGGCAGUAAUAUAAAUAUAUAUUAAGUAAAAGGAAAGAUUCAUGCACAUAGCCUAGUUUGUUGUGUCCGUGCAUAUUGAAAUAUUGAUUCGUCUAAUAAUAAUUAUGAUUUUGUAAAAAAAGUAGUUCUUGUUUUGUUAUGUUGUCUAGUGUCUUCACAUUUCCUUACAGUAAAAGUAUUAAGUUAAGUAAUUAAAAGCGUAAAUCGUAAGCACGAAUCGGUUAAUUAUUAUUACGAAUUGUACUCUUAAUGUAUAUAAUUGAUCCCGUGUCAAUAAGUAGACAGACAGUUGGUCGCUGACUGUUCACACUACCAGAGUACCUACUCAUUCUAUUAGUUUCUCGCAGAGACAAGAGAUAUCAAAAAUAGUACUAGAUGUGUGAUGCUCGCUUAGCGGUCAGAAAUAAUCGUGCGAGUAAUCACCCGUCGCACUCGAAAGUACACCCAGGUAGGUAUAGCCCAGCGUCGAAACUAUCGGAACUACACUCGCUUGUAGAUAGAUACUUGAGAACUUGUAUUUAUUUUAUACUCGCUUCACUUAUAUUCCACGUUCACGUUCAAGCGCAGUGCGUUUCGUUUCGGUUAAAUACUCUGUGAUUAGCGGGAUGAGACAUGUUUUAAUACUCUAUAAUCCGCAGAAGUUUUCUGGUGGUCAAUUACCAAAAUCGAAAGUUUCGGUCCGAAACGAAUGAACGACGAACUUCGAAUUAAAUCCUAUAUCCAAAGUACUUCGGAUCCGAAUAGUGCGGACGGAUUCGUUUCGGAACCAUAUACUUAAAAUUUGGGAAUAAGGUAAACAAAAGAUAAAAAUAUGUCUAAUCGCGAACUUCGUUAUCGAUCUUCGGAUCCGAAACACUUUCUUCUGAUAAGAAAAUGUACGAUCCAUCAACCGAAACUUCGUAUUUCAAUUUUGGUAAGAGAGCUCCUGGGCACCUUGUCGUUUAUAUUUCUUUAUUUAUUCAGUAAAUAUAGAACAGCAUUUCUAGACUCAAUUUUAGUAAGUAAAUAAACAUACAGGAACCGUAAUAUUAUAUUCAUUCAACUCAAAACGAGACAUUAUUGUUUUAGUUGGUGAAUGUGCCAUGUUGAGUUCUGCUAGUAAAUACAUUAUAUCCAAGAAGUAGGUAUCUAGAUGUUAUAUUUUGUCAAAGUAUGCUGUAUAUCUGUUGGGUGUAAAUUUGUGCAUUUCUUCUCGCUUUUUGUCUUAAUAUCCUUACGGAUGUGUCAUUUAGAAGUAAACAUACUUAUUGUCUUAUUAAAUAAAUGUUUACCUACCUAGAAAUCAUUAUAAAAAUAAUUGGAAUCAUUACGCACAAAACCGUGUCUUGUUGCAAUAAAAUGGUAUCUUCUCUUGAUCUUAAUAGUAGUAGGUUUCGGUAGGUUGCAUAACGUUUCUUUAAUUGCAUAUUAUUCUGUAAACACGGUUUACCUAUGUACUGGAAACAGCUAGUUUUUUUUUAAUUGAUAAUAAUUUUCAUGCGAAUUUCGGGAUCUAAUGGCUUUUUUCUUUUCAACACUGAUAUUAUUCGAGAAACCGCAUUUACCAUGGGGUGUCUAAUACCUGAUUCCUGCCACGAAAUAUCAUCCCCACAUUUUCCUCCACAGCAUGGAUAUGAAAGUAUUUUCUGGAUGAUUCAAUUUGGGUAACGCUUCUUUGAUUCCUCUGGUGAAUAGUAAGAGAGUAGAGGCUACUGUGACUAUACAUUAAACUGAUAUUGAAUUGAUCACUAAUCUGGUAACUCUUUUGGUCGUCUUAUCUCAUAAAUUUAAAAUGUAGUAGACGAAUGUAUAGUUGUGGACUAUGUUUACUUCUAGUUGGCUGUUUAAGUUAAUUGUUCCUAGAUAUAGAAUUUCGCUAAAACCCAAGCCAGCAGCUGCUCUGGGUUGGCGCGUGAUUCAAUGUGUAUAUUUUGCUUUAAAUAUAUUUAAAUAGUUAUCAAAUUAUUCAUCAAUAAAUAUGGCAGAUUACAAA